Messenger RNA from Exophiala oligosperma, 498 nucleotides. RefSeq lists its product as uncharacterized. The coding region runs from base 1 to 498 and encodes 165 amino acids. NCBI's taxonomy places the organism in Eukaryota, Fungi, Ascomycota, Eurotiomycetes, Chaetothyriales, Herpotrichiellaceae. The transcript has a single exon. The record is from RefSeq and is a predicted model, not a curated record.
AUGCCAAUCUAUCUCAGCAUGCAGCGCGUGCGCUUCUCCAGCCCGGACGCCUACGAAAAAUUCAAAGUUCUCUUUGCCGGUACACGACGACACCUGAUGGGACUUCCCGGCUUUCUUCACCUCACGUGGUGGGAGCAUCCUGACGACCGAAACUGGUAUAAUGAAUGCAGUUUUUGGACUAGCCGCGGCGCAUUAUACGAUUGGCAUAAGAACACUUACCACAAGCAUUGCAAAGCCUGGGCGGCCAACGGCGCCAUUAUGGAAGACAUCAUCAAUAACUUCGAGCUCGUUAGCACUCGACUACUUCGGAUAUGCCCCGUAUGCAACGAGAGCCAGGAUAAGAAGUAUGAUCUUGCCCAGGAGCAAGCCGUGUUGAACGAGCGGUGUCCCAAGUGCGGGUUUCAUUUUCCUGUUCUAGAGGAAACACCCUCGAGCUUUGCGGUGUUCAAAGACGUGGUGCCCACUGAAGUGGUGGCGGGAAGUGGCGAACAUGUUUAA